Messenger RNA from Manihot esculenta (cassava), 1546 nucleotides. RefSeq names its product loganic acid O-methyltransferase. The record is from RefSeq and is a predicted model, not a curated record. Gene Ontology annotation, molecular function: S-adenosylmethionine-dependent methyltransferase activity. The coding region runs from base 146 to 1240 and encodes 364 amino acids. The transcript is spliced from 3 exons. Lineage: Eukaryota; Viridiplantae; Streptophyta; Magnoliopsida; Malpighiales; Euphorbiaceae. Gene Ontology annotation, biological process: methylation.
UUGAAAAGUCGGAUGUAGAGGCUGCUCUUUUCUUACUAGACAUGAUAAAUACAGGGGAAUUGCGGGGUUUCUCACUUCUCACCAUAGCUUCACAAUAUUACUUGCAGAGUCUGUGAAGUAUCAGAGAGAGAGAGAGAGAGACAAGAUGAGCCCUAGCACAGUCACAAUACUGAAAUCACCCCCAAUGAAAGGCGGAGAUGACGAGUAUAGCUACACCAAAAACUCCACGUUUCAGAAAGAAACCAUAAGUAUUGCAAAGGAGAUUAUUGAUGAGGAAAUUGCUCAUAAGCUUGACAUAAAAGGUCUCCUUUCUGCUACAAGUUCAAGCUCAUUUCGUAUAGCGGAUUUAGGAUGUUCAGUUGGGCCAAAUACCUUCAUUGCUAUGGAAAAUGUGAUUGAAGCUGUCAAACACAAGUAUCAAUCCCAAGGUCUCACAUCCCAAAUCCCAGAAUUUCAAGUGUUCUUUAAUGAUCAAGACUCCAAUGAUUUCAACACGCUCCUCAGGUCUCUGCCUCACAAAAGCCCAUACUUUGCUGCUGGGGUGGCAGGAUCUUUCCAUGCACGGUUGUUCCCCAAGUCCUCUCUCCAUUUUAUACAUGCUUCCCACGCAUUACAUUGGCUAUCUCAGGUGCCAAAUGAAGUGGUAGAUAAGAACUCUGCUGCUUGGAACAAGGGCAGAAUUUUCUACACCACUGCACCAGAAGAGGUGCGCAAAGCUUACGCUGCUCAGUUUGCAAAAGACGUGGAGAUGUUUUUGGACGCUAGAGCAAAAGAGCUUGUGGCUGGUGGGAUGCUGGUGCUGAUUAUAGGAUCAUUCCGAAAUGGGAUUUCUCCUUCUCGCACCUUAGCUUCUGUGUUGUUCGAUAUCUUGGAGUCUACCUUGCUGGACAUGGCAAAAGAGGGGUUGAUAAGCGAAGCUCAGGUGGAUUCUUUCAAUCUGCCUAUCUAUUUUACUUCUCCUGACGAGAUGGAACAUAUUAUAGAAAAAAAUGGGUGCUUCAAAAUUGAGAGGACUGAGUUGUUCAACCCAGAAUCUGUUGUUAAAGCUACAUUGAGUGGACAGGCAUGCACCAUGCACUUUAGAGCUGGUUUUGAAGGAAUGCUCGGCAACCAUUUUGGAAGUGAGAUUAUUGAUGAACUGUUCUAUCGGCAUUCCAAGAAAGCUGAAGAGUUCUCCUCCAGACUGCAGGCUAGCUCCAAUGAAGGAAAUCAACUGUUUCUUGCUCUGAAGCGGAAAUGAUUCCCACACUAUUUAUAAGCUUUCUUUCUUGUCCCUACUUAUAGAUACUUGUGUUCUGUCUCAACAACACAUCAGUUGUUUUCGUAACUGCGUCAUUGUACUAUUGCUUCCAAGAAGGUCCAAAUAAGCUUCACUCGGUUCAAAAGAAAAUUAGUUUGUCUGAAAGCUAGCUCUAGUUAUGUCUCUCAACAGAGUUUCAAUAACAAAAUUCCCUCAGUUUCUAUGAACAACCUCUGUCAUCACACCUGGACAAUUCCAACACACAGCCUCAGUGAAUCCCUGUGUUUAAUUCUUAUACAUCCUGUG